UCCACUAAACAAGCACAACAUACAUUGGGUGGUAGGGCACGUGGACUUAAAAGAGCGUCGCAUGACUGUAUAUGAUUCAGAUAAGGCUGGUAACCGAUACAAGGGACAAAUUUAUUUCCAGAAAUUAUGCAUAAUGUUACCAUAUUUACUGCGGUCUGCAUCCUUUUAUGAGCAGCGGCCGGAUCUUGUAGACUCCAUUGACGAGUUUACAUGUGAAUUGGCACAAAAUACCCCUCAGCAAAGUAACGGUGGUGACUGUGGCAUAUUUACACUCAAGACCAUCGAAUUCUUACAUGCUAGAUUACCAUUGACAUUCACACAAGAUAACAUGGAGUUCUUUAGGAAGAAGUAUGCAUAUGAGGUUUACAACAAAGAACUUAGCAUAUGAGCUGCGUGGUGAUACUUUUUUCUUUCCUUUUGUCAUGUUUAUAGAUGCAUAUUAUUUAUUAUAUUUGACUUUUAAUUGUAAAUAUAAUGGUGGCUUAUAAUGUUCAUUUAACAAAGAUAACAAUGUGGUAUUGAUGUAAGGAUAAGUAAUUGACCUUAUAGGAAA
Messenger RNA from Ziziphus jujuba (common jujube), 553 nucleotides. RefSeq lists its product as uncharacterized. Gene Ontology annotation, biological process: protein desumoylation. The transcript has 2 exons. Bases 62 to 388 code for a protein of 108 amino acids. Gene Ontology annotation, cellular component: nucleus. The record is from RefSeq and is a predicted model, not a curated record. Gene Ontology annotation, molecular function: deSUMOylase activity. NCBI's taxonomy places the organism in Eukaryota, Viridiplantae, Streptophyta, Magnoliopsida, Rosales, Rhamnaceae.